Molecule: messenger RNA, 1090 nt
Organism: Triticum dicoccoides
Lineage: Eukaryota; Viridiplantae; Streptophyta; Magnoliopsida; Poales; Poaceae
Product: protein LURP-one-related 11-like
Exons: 1
Coding region: 374-967 (197 amino acids)
Source: RefSeq, a predicted model, not a curated record
AGGUACCUGAAAAAUAUGUUUUAUCAGUCACUUUCAUCAUUGGCCAUUAAAAUCUUCAUCCAACAGCUGAAAAUAGAUCGAGCAAUAUUCAUCUUCAACCUUCACCUUCUUCUUCCUCACGCCACCGCCAGCCAACCUAGGCCUAAACCUAGCCCUUCCUUCGAUCUCCCUCCACCGCCAUGCUGGCCGCCACCCCAGCCAUCCCUCUAUGCCCUGCCGCACUAGUGAACAAUUCCGGCGAUGUCCUACACCCUCCGAUAGUUAACAGAGUAUAAGCACCUAUAAAUAGGCCAAAUCAGCCACUGACGCCCACCGUCCCAAUCAUCUCAGCUCAUCUCAUCACGGCAUUAAAGCAGAGCAAUCUCCCUCGUCAAUGGCCAAGAUCCAGCCCCUCGCUGCCGCGGCCUCACCAUCGUCCUCCGAUGAUCAACGGAGCCAGCAGGCGUACACGGUGUGGAUGAAGUCGCUGGUCUUCAACGGCAAUGGCUGCACGGUGUACGGCCCCGACGGCGCCGUCGCCUUCGGCGUCGACAACUACGGCUGCAGGGGCAGCCGCGAGGUCUUCUUCAUGGACCGUAAGGGGAAGGCCCUCAUCAGGAUCAGGCGCAAGGGCUUCGGGAUGUUCAGGAGCUGGGAGGUCUGUCGCUGCACCCACAACGGCGGCCAGGAGGAGGAGGCCACGCCGUGGUUCAGCGUGCAGCGGGCCGAGAAGGGCGGAGCCGCCGUGGCGAUGCACGGCGGCACGGGGACGUGCUACUACACGAUCGACGGGUGCUCUGCCCACAAGUCGGAGUACAGCGUACGCGGCGUGGAUGGCGCGGUGGUGGCAGAGGUCGCACGGAAGCAGACGCCGGCAGGGGUGGUGCUGGAGGAGGACGUGCUGACGCUGACGGUGGCGCCGGAGGCGGAUCACCUACUCUUCCUGGGUUUGGUCAUCGUGCGUGGCCUCAUCAACUGCUCCUUGUGAUGGAUGCCUGAAAUGGCAAUCCUCUUAUUCUCUAGCUAGGAACGCAGUGCAUGAUGAGACUGAGAGUACCUGUAGGCGGUUCAUGUGACAGCUUUUUUUCAGACAAACAACUUAGGAAGUUUU